Messenger RNA from Lipotes vexillifer (Yangtze River dolphin), 1209 nucleotides. RefSeq names its product glycine receptor alpha 2 (gene GLRA2). The record is from RefSeq and is a predicted model, not a curated record. The coding region runs from base 1 to 1209 and encodes 402 amino acids. Gene Ontology annotation, cellular component: plasma membrane. The transcript has 9 exons. NCBI's taxonomy places the organism in Eukaryota, Metazoa, Chordata, Mammalia, Artiodactyla, Lipotidae. Gene Ontology annotation, biological process: monoatomic ion transmembrane transport. Gene Ontology annotation, molecular function: transmitter-gated monoatomic ion channel activity; transmembrane signaling receptor activity; glycine binding.
AUGAACCGGCAGCUAGUGAACAUUUUGACAGCCUUGUUUGCAUUUUUCUUAGAGACAAACCACUUCAGGGCAGCUUUCUGCAAAGACCAUGACUCCAGGUCUGGAAAACAACCUUCGCAGACCCUAUCUCCUUCAGAUUUCUUGGACAAAUUAAUGGGAAGGACAUCAGGAUAUGACGCAAGAAUCAGGCCAAAUUUUAAAGGUCCUCCAGUAAACGUUACUUGCAAUAUUUUUAUCAACAGUUUUGGAUCAGUCACAGAAACCACCAUGGACUACCGAGUGAAUAUUUUUCUGAGACAACAGUGGAAUGAUUCACGGCUGGCUUAUAGCGAGUACCCUGAUGAUUCUCUGGACUUGGACCCAUCGAUGCUGGACUCCAUUUGGAAACCAGAUUUGUUCUUUGCCAAUGAGAAGGGGGCCAACUUCCACGAUGUCACCACCGACAACAAGUUGCUUCGCAUUUCAAAAAACGGCAAAGUGCUCUACAGUAUCAGGCUCACCUUGACCUUAUCCUGUCCCAUGGACUUGAAGAAUUUUCCAAUGGAUGUCCAGACGUGUACAAUGCAGCUGGAGAGUUUUGGGUACACGAUGAAUGACCUGAUAUUUGAGUGGUUAAGUGAUGGUCCAGUUCAAGUUGCUGAAGGAUUAACACUGCCUCAGUUCAUUUUGAAAGAAGAGAAAGAGCUCGGCUACUGCACAAAGCACUACAACACUGGAAAGUUUACCUGCAUCGAGGUUAAGUUUCACCUGGAACGCCAGAUGGGAUAUUACUUGAUCCAGAUGUAUAUCCCCAGUCUGUUGAUAGUCAUUUUGUCCUGGGUCUCUUUUUGGAUAAACAUGGAUGCAGCCCCUGCCAGAGUUGCACUGGGCAUCACGACAGUCUUAACGAUGACCACCCAGAGUUCGGGCUCCAGGGCAUCUCUGCCAAAGGUCUCCUACGUAAAAGCGAUUGACAUCUGGAUGGCAGUGUGCCUUCUGUUUGUGUUUGCAGCCUUACUGGAAUAUGCAGCAGUGAACUUUGUCUCCAGGCAGCACAAGGAGUUUCUGCGGCUCCGGAGAAGGCAGAAGAGGCAGAAUAAGAGUGUAAUUCUGGGAUUUGGAGAUUUAGCUUUAAAAGAGGCUGCCUUCCCAUUGGCCUUCCUCAUUUUCAACAUCUUUUACUGGAUCACAUACAAGAUCAUUCGGCAUGAAGAUGUCCACAAGAAAUAG